AUUACUGCAUCUUACCUUUUCUGGAUAUUUAUGGCAAUUAGGUCCAAUUAAUAUCAUCAUCUCACUGAUUUAUGCCUUCUGCUUAUUCUUUCUUUUAUAGUUUCCAAACAUGUGGGAUUUUGACUUUUCUUGAAGCUUCCCCCACAUUCUCUGUUUUCCUCUAAACAACAUCCAUGGAUACCUCUCUUCCACAAUUGCUUUCUCUCUCUGGUACACUUAUUCAAAUUCUCUUUAUGUGUGUGUGUGAUUAUAUAUCUCUCUAUGUAAUGUUCAAUUUAUUUUCGUAUGUUGUUGUUAAAAUGAACACAGAGAUUGAGUCUCGGAUGCAAGUAAUGCGCAUCUCUGCUCUUGAAGAUAACCAAACCGGUGAAACUUUCUCUCAGCGUGCUGAAUGGUUUUACCAGAGACGUCCUCUCCUUCUCUCACUCUGUCAAGAUCUCUCUGACGGUUACGCCACUCUCUUGAACCGUUACAACCAAGCCAAACAACAAAACCCUAAACCUGUUUCUCAUGACAAUGAUACAGACAUCAGUUCUGAAGUUGAGAGCAUCUUGUCUUUUGAACAGACGCAGAUCACAGCUUGUGAUAAGCAGAACGUUGACGAGUUAGUCUCGCAGCUCGUGACCGCAAACUUGGAAAGAGAUAUGGCGCAGGAAGAGUUGCUUCGCGGUGAACAAAAUUUCAGAGAAGCUUUUGAACUUCUCACUUAAUUUGACCGCCAAGUGUAUGCGCUGCAGUCAUCGAGAGAGUCUAGUGUUUAUGAAAAUGUAUCCUCACCGAGCUGCUUUGGGUUGGAUAAGAGCAAGAGAAAGAGCAAGAAGAGAAAGAUGAGUUAAACAAGAAGUGAAGCAGGAGAGAAAAAGAGGAAAUCCAAGUGGUUGAAGAGACUUAACCCGUUUGUCAAAUGCAGCGUUAGCCCACUCCAUCAAUAAAAACUAGUUUACUCUUUACAAUUGAUUUUUUUUUUUUGCAUAUUUUCCUAAUAAUAAUGUAUGCUUAUGUUCUACUUGCCUUGUAAACAUAGCGGUGUGUUCUUGUUUUCUGAACCGUAGUAGACAGU
Raphanus sativus (radish) is the source of this 1060-nucleotide messenger RNA. RefSeq names its product kinase-interacting family protein-like. Gene Ontology annotation, molecular function: actin binding. NCBI's taxonomy places the organism in Eukaryota, Viridiplantae, Streptophyta, Magnoliopsida, Brassicales, Brassicaceae. Bases 174 to 710 code for a protein of 178 amino acids. The transcript has a single exon. The record is from RefSeq and is a predicted model, not a curated record.